AUGGCCCUAUCCUCGCUGCUGGGGGUGAAUGAUCUCAGUGGGCGAGUAGCACAUAACGCUUUCAACCUCAACCGUGUUAUUCAGCUUCCACCCCUCCGGCCAGGAGACUGCCACUUCACUACUGAGAUAAUGCGCUUCACCGUCACUGGUAACCAUAUUGCUGCGUUCCAUUUUGCCAUUGAGGUUUGCGCUGGCGGGAAGAUGGCGCGGGAAGCAUUCGAGUGGAGAAAGUUGAAGAAAGGCGAUGACGAUACUAAGGGGCGCGGAUUCCAACUCGUACGACUUGGUGCGGGCUCCGAAGAUGCCAGUCAAGGUUUAUUUUCCUCCACUUUAUCUCCCUCUCUUGGUGAGACCGUUGCUGUGCUUGACUGGCCGAAGGGCCUGUCCAGCCUUGCACAUAACCUGAGUAGAAAGGGCGAAGAUGUAAUUAAUAUCAAUUCAGUCGCUUUGGGACAACUUCAACGUUUGAAGACCUAUAAAAAACUGAAAAGGAAAAAUGCGUCACAUAAUUGCUACAUUGCAUUCGAAAACGAACAGGCAAACGUUGAGAUUCGAUUUCAAACCCCAGAGCCCAAAUGUAGAGGUCGUGCGGCCAUCGUUUUUUUGGUGAAAAUGGGUACUCACUCAACCGGCGGGACAUGGUGUGAUCCAAUAGCUGAACCCAAAAGCAUCCAGUAA
Messenger RNA from Histoplasma capsulatum G186AR, 678 nucleotides. RefSeq lists its product as uncharacterized. Lineage: Eukaryota; Fungi; Ascomycota; Eurotiomycetes; Onygenales; Ajellomycetaceae. The transcript is spliced from 3 exons. The record is from RefSeq and is a predicted model, not a curated record. The coding region runs from base 1 to 678 and encodes 225 amino acids.